Nicotiana tabacum (common tobacco) is the source of this 787-nucleotide messenger RNA. RefSeq names its product non-specific lipid transfer protein GPI-anchored 5-like. The record is from RefSeq and is a predicted model, not a curated record. Lineage: Eukaryota; Viridiplantae; Streptophyta; Magnoliopsida; Solanales; Solanaceae.
AAGAAGCAAAGCAACUAGCUAGUCUAAUAUUUCUUUGGUUUUCCCCUAGUUGUUGUGAGCAAAAAUUAAUUAUAAACAUAUCUGUCGCAAGACCAAAAGAUGGGAUCGAGAGGGAUGAAAAUUUGCAUGGCUUUAGCUGCAAUAGUGAGCAUCAUUUCAACAGGAGCAAUGGCUCAAUCCAGCUGCAUGAACGCGUUCUUUAGCAUGUAUUCAUGCCUUAGCUAUGUCACUGGAAGUUCAAAAACACCGUCCAGCUCUUGCUGUUCCGCCCUCUCUGGCGUGCUGCAGUCGCAGCCCAGGUGCCUUUGCACCAUUGCUAAUGGAGGUGGUUCGUCGUUGGGCGUCCAAAUUAAUCAAACUCUUGCGCUUGCACUGCCUGGUGCAUGCAAGCUGCAAACUCCUCCUGUUAGUAGAUGUUAUGCUGGUAAUGGACCGGCAAUGUCUCCAAUGCCAAUGGGUUCGCCAGAGGGUUCAGUACUUCCCACGGAACAGAGGAUUCUUAAACUGGUUCAUCGUUUUAAGGCUCGAAGACAACAGGGACCAGCAGUACCUAUGGUGGAAGCCCCUUAAAUCUCCCUCUUCAAAUUGUUGGAGCCUUCUCUCAUUUCAUGGUUUCUAUGCUGAAGUUUCUGAGUUUCAUUUAGGAGUUCCAAAGAAGUAAUGUAUUUAUGUAAUGUCAUGUUAUGUUGUGAAGUGAUUUUAUAUUAUAGUGUAUUGUGCAUCCUUCUCAAUUUGCCAGUUCUCUCUAUAUUCUACUGUCCUAGCAAUGCAAUGAACUCCAAAAGUU